Molecule: messenger RNA, 2360 nt
Organism: Sardina pilchardus (European sardine)
Lineage: Eukaryota; Metazoa; Chordata; Actinopteri; Clupeiformes; Clupeidae
Product: UDP-glucuronosyltransferase 1-6-like
Exons: 6
Coding region: 195-1775 (526 amino acids)
Molecular function (GO): UDP-glycosyltransferase activity
Source: RefSeq, a predicted model, not a curated record
UCCGUAUAUUCAACAACUACUUGACCGUGAUAAAUGUAACUGGGAAUACUUGGCCGACAGCCCGCAACAGAGCAACUUUACUACCUUGGCGCUGAAGGACAGAGAAUUUUCUAUUCGCUGCCCGACACAGGAACAACGUUGGAUGAGGCUGUCGCAGCGCUACAAAAGCACUUCAUUCCCAAGUGCAGACAUCCAUGAUGCGGGCUGUCAUCGCACUGCUGAUCUCUCUCCUGUGCCUGGGCUCUGCUCAGGGUGGGAAGCUGCUAGUGAUCCCAUUAGACGGCAGCCCCUGGAGAGGGAUGAAGCUCCUGGUGGAGGAAUUGGGAAGAAGGGGUCACCAGGUGGUGGUCGUGAUCCCAGAGGUCACUCACAGCUUGGGCCCCUCUGAGAACACCACCACCCUGACCUUUCCCGUACCAUACACCCAGGAAAUCUUUGACACAGGCUUAGAUGAAGACACCCUCCAAUUAAUGAACACAGAUGUCUCCACUGCUGUGGCAAAGUUUAGGAACUACAACUACUGGAGCACCCUGGACACGCUGAGUGGUUUUACCAUAAUGACCUGUGAAAGCAUGCUGUACAACAAGGAGCUGAUGCAGACCUUACGGGACUACGAGUUUGAUGCUCUGCUCACCGACCCUUUCUGGCCUGUUGGAGUCAUCAUUGGGAAUUACCUGGACAUUCCGUCCGUCUACAUGAGUGGUCCUUAUCCUUGCCCCCUUGACAUUAUAUCCACCAGAUGUCCUCACCCUGUUUCAUACCUGCCACUACGCUACACACACUACAGCAAUCGCAUGAGCUUGUGGGAGAGGACCGUCAACCUGCUGAGGUCCGUACUGGAGCCUGCGGCCUGCAGUCGUCUUUACGCUCAUGCAGACAAGAUGGCGUCUGAUUUCCUGCAGAAAGACACAUCCAUUGUGGAGCUGGCGAGUAACGCAGCACUGUGGCUCGUUCGGUUUGACUUUACCUAUGAGUUCCCCAUGCCUCUGAUGCCCAACAUGGUCAUGAUUGGUGGGAUGAAAGCAGGAAAGCCAAAACCCCUACCACAGGAGGUGGAGGAGUUUGUGAAUGGAUCUGGUGAACACGGCUUUGUGGUCUUCACUCUGGGCUCAAUGGUGUCCCAGUUACCGGAGGAGAAGGCCCGAGCGUUCUUCGAGGCAUUCCGGCAGAUUCCACAGAGGGUUUUGUGGAGGUACACUGGACCCGUGCCUGAGAACGCCCCAAAGAAUGUCAAACUCAUGAAGUGGUUGCCUCAAAAUGACCUUUUAGGUCACCCGAAGGUGAAGGCUUUCAUCACACAUGGAGGGUCCCAUGGUAUCUAUGAGGGUAUAUAUAGCGGUGUUCCCAUGGUGACGAUCCCACUAUUUAUUGACCAGGGUGACAACGCCCAGCGCAUGGUUGCACGUGGUGUUGCCGAGUCGUUGUCCAUUGCUGACGUGACCACAGCCAAAGUGUUGGAAGCACUCAUCAAAGUCAUUGGUGACAAGAGCUACAAGGCAAAUAUGAUGAAGCUGUCGGCUGUGCACAAGGACCGUCCGAUUGAACCUCUUGACCUGGCCGUCUUCUGGACUGAGUUUGUAAUGAGACACAAAGGAGCGGACCACUUGCGGUCCACUGCCCACGAGCUGAGCUGGGUCCAGUACCACAGCCUUGAUGUGAUCACUUUGCUAACAACCGCCACACUCACUCUUGCUCUUGUCACCAUUAAAUGUUGUAUGUUCUGUUUUAGGAAGUGUACAGGACAGUCAAAACAAAACAAAAAUAAGAGAGAAUAGUUGACAAGUAGUUUUGUUUGUGAGUGAGGGAAUAGCACUUUGGCACAAUAUACACUUAUUUGCAGGGUAAAAGCACUCAAUAUUUGCUCUUGUUGUCCCUCUCUGGUUGAGAAGUGCAAUAACAAACAAACUGAAUGUACACAUUUUGCAACUAGGUAUGAAUAUAACUCCACCUACACUAUCUUUAUUUGGAAAAAUAUAUAUUUGAAAGCGAAACUGUAGGCUUGGGAAAUUCCAAUACUGUUGUUGUUAUAGGGCCUGUCCUUUAGUCGAAGUUGCCAUGUGUGUUGGCAAUGGGUAAAGAGUACUAUAUGUGAGCUGUCUGGUGAGGUGCAUCAUCAGAACACUUUAUUGAGUAAAUGUGCUUUGAUUAAAGAAAACGUCCACAUGAUAUGAUUUGACAAUGAAACCACUGUAACCGGGACAACAGCCUCCUGUGUAAAUCUUGAUAUUAAAUCUGUUUUGUCAUUCCAGUGUUACUAGUUCUCUUUUCUGAUUGAAUGCAUUUCAGGUAAACCAUCGUAAUCUGAAUAUCAAUUAGUGAAUGACACUUUCUACAAAUGUAUAGCCUAUUCUGAAAUGUAC